GUUGUCAACUUCGACACGGCUUCUCCCGACCGUGCUGCUUUUGGUCUCGUCGUUCGCGCCAGCUCUGAGGCCGACGAUCGGGUUUAUGCCUAUUGUCUCGCGGCGAGUUUCGCCGCUUCUGCAGCUGUAGCUGCUGGUCGCUGUCCGGAACCCGUGGAGUCAGCAAUGGCAGCCGCCGCUGCCUCCAGUCGUGCGGAGUCUGUGGGCAACACGAACAGCACCACUGCCAGUACAGCAACAUUGCCCGGUAACAACAUCCUGAAUAACUCCAACAACAAUGGCACCAGCUGUAUUACUACUACAACUACCACCAGUGCGAACAACCCUAGCGCCGGUACGAACAGUGCCUAUGCUCAUGUGGCCACGUUACAGGCCUGUGUGGACGAGGCGAAACGGGCAUUCUUAAACAAACUCUGUCAUCACAUUAUCCAAGUCUCUUGUCUGACCAAUAGUCCGGACGAACUCUUAGUCGACGUCGAACCGGAAGAAUUACUCGGGUUCGAUUUGGAACAAGUGUUCAAUGCCACUGCAGUUGCUCUCAAGUCGAAAAAAUUUGGACGACAGCUGACACGAAACAUCUCGAUCAAAACAUCCCGGCGUCUUGUGGUCUCUGCCAAACGGGGAACCGGGCCGGCAAGCACACCGGGUCACGUGCCUGUGAAUCCGUGGUCCCAACAGUUACCGUGUCCCAGCGACACACGACUCGGCGGCUCUGCAGCCAGUCUGAUAACCAGUCCACGUCGCUCGGUUUUGGGCAGUUUGCUUGGGAAUCGUGCACAGCCUGUAGAUACGACAACCACAUUCGCUGCACCAGCCAAUCCACAUGAAUUGGGUCGAUACGCAAGCACUCCACUUCGCGAGUCCCGUCCCGGCCGGUCUACCUGUCCGCCUCCCACACCCACAGCUGACCAGGNAUGGCCAUGCUCAAUCUGAAAUCCUGCCACUGACAGUAUGACUUCUUUGCGAUCUCUGCGCUCCGCAACCACGAGUAGAAACUCUUUGAGUCGCGUACGGGCCUUUCCGUUCGGGCGCAGCUCAGUACUCACGCCUAGCGGUCGUUCACACGCAGAUCGUUUCGAACCGAUGGGCGGUCAACGAAAAAGUGUUUGUCAAUCUGUCCUGGCUGGGUUGAAAAACUUCCGCCGGUCCAUUGCUGGGGCUGGAAGUGCCUUGUUGCACGGCAAUACAACAGCAAGUCCGUUUGUUUCGCGACAAGGUCGUUCUGUAACCCGCACAAUGACUCCCUCCGGUCUGACUGCCGCUCCACCAACUCUACUGAAUCGCAGUGCCAGCGUAGAUGCCGGUCCUGGUGUUCUGCUCAGUGCGGCAGCCGCUGCGGCCUCACCGUUAACCUCAGCACCCGGAGAGUUUCGCCUAUCCGGACUAAGUCUGAAUCGACCACAACCACCAGCCCCAGCUCCGUUAGCGGAGACCGAAUUCGAACGAGAUUUGGACGGGGACUCACUAACCCCACCGCCUCCGUCGUUCCCACUCUCAGCCACACAAUCAUUCUGUUCCGCUACGAAGACGCGUGUGCGGUGUUCCGUAUCCGUUCCUUUGGCUGCUAUUCCACUCAGGGGUAGUGUUAGCGCAUCACCACAUGUUCACCAGGUUUUCCCACGCAGUAUGACUGCAACAGUUGGUCCUCAAGGAUCGGUUCUGGUAAGCUACUUGCUUCGUGCUGGUGAGUUGUCCGAGCUGGAAGUGUUGUUCGCAGACGUUUCGUAA
Molecule: messenger RNA, 1728 nt
Organism: Echinostoma caproni
Lineage: Eukaryota; Metazoa; Platyhelminthes; Trematoda; Plagiorchiida; Echinostomatidae
Source: the annotation of a GenBank genome assembly